Molecule: messenger RNA, 348 nt
Organism: Microdochium trichocladiopsis
Lineage: Eukaryota; Fungi; Ascomycota; Sordariomycetes; Xylariales; Microdochiaceae
Product: H/ACA ribonucleoprotein complex, subunit Gar1/Naf1
Exons: 1
Biological process (GO): snoRNA guided rRNA pseudouridine synthesis; ribosome biogenesis
Cellular component (GO): box H/ACA snoRNP complex
Molecular function (GO): box H/ACA snoRNA binding
Source: RefSeq, a predicted model, not a curated record
GGCCGCGGCGGUUUCGGACAGCGCGACUUUGGCCCGCCGGACCAGAUCCUCGAGAUGGGCAGCUUCAUGCACGCCUGCGAGGGCGAGAUGGUGUGCGAGAGCAUCAACCCCAAGGUGCCGCACUUCAACGCGCAGAUCUUCCUCGAGAACAAGACGGCCGUCGGCAAGGUCGACGAGGUCCUCGGCCCCAUCAACCAGGUCUACUUCACCAUAAAACCCUCCGAGGGCAUCCAGGCCACCAGCUUCAAGCCCGGCGACAAGUUCUUCAUCGGCUCCGAGAAGCUCCUCCCGCUCGAGAAGUUCCUCCCCAGGCCCAAGCCUCCGCCGGGAGCCCCCAAGGUCAAGAAG